Ixodes scapularis (black-legged tick) is the source of this 1386-nucleotide messenger RNA. Its product is annotated as hydroxyacyl-coenzyme A dehydrogenase, mitochondrial. NCBI's taxonomy places the organism in Eukaryota, Metazoa, Arthropoda, Arachnida, Ixodida, Ixodidae. The record is from RefSeq and is a predicted model, not a curated record. The transcript is spliced from 8 exons. Gene Ontology annotation, molecular function: (3S)-3-hydroxyacyl-CoA dehydrogenase (NAD+) activity; NAD+ binding. Gene Ontology annotation, biological process: fatty acid beta-oxidation. Gene Ontology annotation, cellular component: mitochondrion. Bases 350 to 1282 code for a protein of 310 amino acids.
UUUGCGUCACGGAAGUCGCAAAGUCGCAUAGACACUAGCGCCAGUUGAACCUUUAGCCGCUUUAGCGCUCGCAUGCGCGUGCUUUCUUUCAACUUUGUUGGCCGCUUAAAUUUUUUUUUUCCUUUUUUUCUUUUUUGUUUUUGGCUUGUGUCUGUCAGUCAGGAUUUUCUGCCUUGCCAUUAGCACAAUUAGCAGCCGAGUUGGCCGAGUCGAGCCAGGCUGAUUUAACAAGCGAGCUCAGUUAAUCGAGUCGCACGAGACACGAGACUGAGUCGAAGGGUGGAAGCACAAGCUGCAAGUGGCUGGAAGUGGUAACUCGUAACUGCUCGUAACUGCUCGUAACUGCGCAAUGUUUUCGUCUCACUUCGUCUUGCGAGCUUUCUCUGCCUCCUCGGCUGCCAAUGCUGCGAUCAAGCACGUCGCUGUUAUUGGAGGAGGCUCAAUGGGAGCUGGCAUCGCACAGGUGGCUGCACAAGCCGGCCACCAGGUGGUGCUCGUAGAUGUGUCGCAAGACCUCUUGGAGAAGUCCAAGGGCCGCAUUGAGGAGAGCCUCAAGCGGGUCUCGAAGAAGAAGUUUGCCGACGACAAGAAGGCUGGCGAAGAAUUUGUGCGAAAGGCAGUGUCGGGAAUUUCGUUGAGCAUCAGCCCCGUGGAGGCUGUGAAAAACGUGGAUCUGGUUGUCGAGGCCAUCGUCGAAAACCUGGAUGCGAAGAAAAAGCUGUUUGCUUCCUUGGACAAAGCGGCAGGGCCCUCUACCAUAUUUGCGAGCAACACCUCUUCUUUGCCGAUAUCGGAAAUUGCAAGCAGUACCUCGAGGAAAGACCGCUUUGGGGGACUGCACUUCUUCAAUCCUGUUCCAGUGAUGAAACUUUUAGAGGUGGUGAGAACGCCUGAAACAAGUGACGACACCAUUGCCAAGAUGCAGGAGUGGGGAGCUGCCCUGGGGAAAACCACAGUCUCCUGCCAGGACACCCCAGGUUUCAUUGUCAACAGGUUGCUGGUUCCAACCAUGAUGGAAGCUAUUAGGAUGCUUGAAAGAGGCGACGCAACUGCUCGUGACAUCGACACCAGCAUGAAACUCGGUGCAGGACAUCCCAUGGGGCCCUUCGAGUUGGCAGAUUACGUGGGCCUUGAUGUCACCAAGUUUAUUAUCGAUGGAUGGCACAAGCGCUUCCCAGACAAUCCUCUUUUCAACACGUCUCCACUGCUGGACCGACUUGUUCAAGAGGGUAAACUGGGCGUCAAGACUGGCGAGGGGUUUUAUAAGCACAGCAAAAAAUAAGCAGAAGAAUUAGCAUGUGUUACAUUAUUGGUAAGAAUACAGUUUUAGGCAUGUACACCUUGUUACCUCAGAUCACAGAAAUAUAUUUUUGCAAUGACUCCUGC